Messenger RNA from Penicillium odoratum, 1434 nucleotides. Its product is annotated as PP2C family serine/threonine-protein phosphatase. Gene Ontology annotation, biological process: protein dephosphorylation. The transcript has a single exon. Gene Ontology annotation, molecular function: protein serine/threonine phosphatase activity. The record is from RefSeq and is a predicted model, not a curated record. Bases 1 to 1434 code for a protein of 477 amino acids. Lineage: Eukaryota; Fungi; Ascomycota; Eurotiomycetes; Eurotiales; Aspergillaceae.
AUGUUCUCCACUAUUUCAUUGGGCGCUCGGGCUCGACCCCAGCUAGGUCGCGUGACCACCCGGCGUUUCUACUCAACAAAGACAGGUUCGUCGCAUUGGGGUAGAAAUGCCGUGCUUGGAGGCCUCAUCACUGGCCCAGGUCUGUGGUGGGCAACUUCUGGUCGCGACGUGUCCAAUGUGGUGGAUGUGCCUGAUGUGCCUGACGUGCCGCGGCUAGACACUCCGCCCACGGAUCAGUUGACAUUCGGGCCGGGCCUUUCACCAGACCAGGUGACCCGGAUAAUCUCCCAAAAUGCCUAUUCGGUCCCCGUUACUAGAAUUGCUAGUGUGGCUCGAUACGAUGGCACUCAAUGGGCUUCGAAUAGCCCCUGCGAGGACCGCUUUUUGCAUGGUCAAUUCCCUUCGCCGUGGAGGGACGGUAAACAGUGGAUGGCCUGGGCGGUCUUUGAUGGACAUGCGGGGUGGCAAACGGCAGAGCUACUGAAACACCAAAUGCUUCCUUACGUGCGCCACAGUCUAGAACAGAUCCGAUCGGAUGCAUCAGUUCCGCCAGAGCGGAUCCAAGAGGCUCUGAUCAAAGGGUUCCUCAACCUUGACGCCUCCAUUUUCAAGACCGCCGAGGAUGCAUCCCGCAGCGACGAACCGCUGCAAGAUAAAAUCCACAAGAUGGAACCCGCGUAUGCAGGUUCAUGCGCUUUGCUUUCCAUCUUGGAUACCGCUACAAGCACACUGCAUGUUGCAUGCACCGGUGAUUCUAGAGCCGUGCUGGGCCAACAAAGACCAGACGGCACCUGGGAGGCCAUUCCUUUGUCCGUGGAUCAGAGCGGGACGAACGAAGAGGAGAUUGCCAGACUGCAAAAAGAGCACCCUGGCGAGGAGAACAUCAUCAAAGAUGGGCGGGUGCUAGGCAUCAUGGUCUCCCGGGCAUUCGGGGAUAGCCGGUGGAAGUGGGCCUUGGAUUUUCAGAAAGAAAUGCACAAACGGUUCUACGGACCGGCCCCUUUGACGCCCAGAUAUGAUGUGCGGACGCCACCAUAUCUGACUGCCGAGCCGGUGGUGACUAGUACAAAGAUCGAUCCCAGUAGACCGUCUUUCAUGAUCAUGGCCAGUGAUGGCUUAUGGGAUCAUUUAUCCAGCGAGCAAGCGGUUGGCCUAAUGGGGAAAUGGCUCGAAUCCUCAGAGAAGAACCCCUCAGCCCCGACCAGCCCAGCGCCGUCGGAUUUUAUCUUUGAUAAAGGAGUUGAGGAGAGAUUUGUGGAGGAGCGGACGACUGUCCAGGAUGGCAAUGCCGCAGUUCAUUUGACUCGCAAUGCUUUUGGUGGAAACCAACAUGAGUUGAUCGCAGGACGACUGGGCUUCGGUUCUCCCUUUUCCCGUAAUGCACGGGAUGAUAUUACUGUGCAAGUGGUUUUCUUCCAUGAUCCCAAACGAUAG